Molecule: messenger RNA, 1775 nt
Organism: Fundulus heteroclitus (mummichog)
Lineage: Eukaryota; Metazoa; Chordata; Actinopteri; Cyprinodontiformes; Fundulidae
Product: homeodomain-interacting protein kinase 2
Exons: 9
Coding region: 108-1526 (472 amino acids)
Biological process (GO): peptidyl-serine phosphorylation; peptidyl-threonine phosphorylation
Cellular component (GO): nucleus; cytoplasm
Molecular function (GO): ATP binding; protein tyrosine kinase activity; protein serine/threonine kinase activity
Source: RefSeq, a predicted model, not a curated record
AACAUUCCAUAACAUCUGGUGGUAACCAACCACCACAUCAACUGAUCCAAGCGCCCAACCUGUGAUGAUCAAGCUGCAGCUGACUGCUCUCCGAAACACCAUCCACAAUGGGGAACAAAUCCUCCGCACCUUCAUCUGUUCCAACCCAGGAAGCUUCAAGUCCACUGCCCCACCAAUACAAAAUCCAAAAAAUUCUGGGGCAAGGCGGCUCGGCAGUGGUAUUCAAAUGCUUUGACAGCCAGACAAACAAAAAUGUAGCCUUGAAGUUUGCCAAAGGGGAAAAGAAGUUUAACUACGAGGCAGCCAUGAUGAAAUUUCUCAUGGAGCACGGCUUGGAUCAGCGGAACAUCAUCAAGUUUUACCACAGCUUCAGCUCAAACUCCUGUCUGGUGUUUGAAACGUGUGACAUUACUCUAAAUGACUACAUUAAGGAAAGAACCCAACCAAUGGAUUUGCAAGACAUUAGAACAGUUAUCCAGCAAUUGGCCACAGCUUUGGACGCACUGAGGGAUUUCGGCAUCAUCCACAGUGACCUGAAAACAGACAACAUCAUGUUGGUGGAUAAAACGAGAAAACCACUGGAAGUCAAGCUCAUUGACUUUGGCUUGGCCUUCUUCUACCAAAAAGUUAACCGCAACAUCAAUCAAUGUCUUUUUUAUAGGGCACCUGAACUCAUUUUGGGGCUCCCAUAUUCUGCAGCUGUGGACAUCUGGUCACUGGGUUGUGUAAUGGCAAGGAUGCUUUUAAACUGUGUUCUUUUCCCAGGGGAGAGUGAAUAUGAAAAUCUGCGCUACAUGGUUGAUCUUAUGGGGCCGCCACCAGACCAUCUUAUUAAUGCUGGCAGCAAGUCAGCACAGUUUUUCAUAAGGACAGUCUCCAACCAGUGGAUACUGAAGAGACCUGUAGAAUACUGGGGAUGGGAACACCUACUGACACACAAAAAGCCCUACAGCUAUCGCUUUUUGCAUCGGGCAAAAAUGAGUCAUCUGAAGUUUGAACAGCUGGCUGCCACAGAAGAGAGGAGGGAAUGCAUAGCGCUAGUGAACGCAAUGCUUCAGUGGGAUGCAGAGAAGAGGAUCACUCCCAAAGGCAUCCUGAACCAUGCCUUCAUUGUCUGGAACAGCGGCAACCCGAGCAGCUCUCUCCAUGAAUCGACCACUGCACUUGGACAGGAACCCAACACUGGCAAGGAAUCUGCUUCUUCUGCAACCAUGGCAAGUUCCACAGGCACAAGCCAGGAAAUGAAAGUUGCCAACUUUGUGGACAAUCCAAAUCAAGGAAAGAGACAUACGUUUGACAUUGCAGAACAACCAAAGGACAAGAACUUGCUUCCACUACCCAAGAUACACCAGCCUCCCUGUGAACAUUUGGGCCAGCCUGAUCUGACGGAAAAUGGAUUGCUCCUAAGGAAUAAACAUGGUGGAAGAUCCACAUCAGAGACAAGUUCAAAAUCCAGCAUCAACCAGGAGGAGAGGGUCCCUACUGCUGUUGUUGUACUUGCCCCAAUUGAGGAAACCGACAGAUAGGCCAACAACGAUUGCAGCAAGCCAAAGCAGAAAGAAUGUCUUUGUUAGGGGCGGGGCUAAAAACUAACAUCGGUUGCUGUCUAAAGUUGGUGUGGUGUAUUAAAAAGCCUAACUGCAAAACACACAGGUUCAGAUUUAUUAAACCGGGUAAUUUAACAUCAUGCAUCUAAAACAGAACUGAUAAAUACGGAGAAAUCCCCAGUCUAUUUGCUGAACUGAUAAUAUAAUCCAAUGUCAAUACAUUGUGAC